ACCUGCGCCGUCUCCACCGCAAUGGAUCUGACGGCUUUGCUGGGAUCAGAUCCUAUCGCAGACCCUGAAGAAGAGGCAUUCGUCGUCUUCUCGCAAGACAUUCCUUCUCAGUCGCUCGGCUUCUUCGACUCCAAGGCGGCGACGCUCGACUUCACCGUGGCGGGCCACCAGCUGGUCAUCCACCACUCCAAGAGUCUCCUGACCUCCGACCGCAAGGCAGGAACCACCGGUGCAGCAAUCUGGCGAGUCACUCCCCUCUUCGCCAAUUGGAUCGCCUCCCCCACCAAUUUCCUUGCCACCAGCUCCCUCCUGUCUCCUUCCGCUACUGUCCUUGAGCUCGGUGCCGGCGUCUCUGGCAUUGUCGCUCUGACUCUCGGCCCAAGAGUCGGCAAAUACAUCGCCACGGACCAGCCAUACGUGUUAAGGCUCUUGCGCCAAAACAUUGCUGAGAAUCUGCACACCGUCUUCUCGCAACACAGCAAAAGCAAGAAUGCAAAAGGUAGCGGCAAACGAAAUGCCAAGGCCGACGACACAGCAGCGGCAGCAGCAGCAGGAGGUGCAGAAGACCGCAUCACCACCAUGGAGUUAGAUUGGGAGACUGACUCCGUUUCCCAUCUUCCUCCCGUCAACCUCAUCAUAUCCUGCGAUUGUGUCUAUAAUGAAGCCCUCAUCGAGCCAUUGAAUUCUACCUGCGCCGCUAUAUGCAAGCUACAAGAGGACGAAACGAAGCCUACAAUAUGUCUAAUAGCACAGCAAUUGCGCAGCCCAGAUGUAUUCGAAACUUGGCUGAAAAGCUUCCACGGAAAGUUCUGGGCGUGGCAGGUUCCUGAUAAAAUGCUGGGUGAGGGACUGCGCGAGGGAAGUGGGUUCGUCGUCUAUCUAGGCGUCGUGAGGUGAGCAUGGCCAUACACAAACGGCCAGCUAUUCAGCGACGAAAAGCGCAAACCAAACCAGGUGCUUCUCGAUGGUUGCUAGAGAGUAGCACUGUGUUUAGAGAUGAAGCGAGAGGUUGAUCUCGUAUGCCGUUCAAGGAGCAUAGAUCGAAAUGAAGAGGACGACGAGGAGGCAUGUACAGUAAAAGGAAAAAAUCAUGAACCAGCCACGAAGGAUCAAAGCAAUGCACAAAACGGGAGGAUGGUAGAUAAAACCCUCUGGCGUUGGUGUAUUUCAUGGUUGCUUCGGCUAUGGGAUCAGGUCGCCGAUAACCGGCCAUCAAUAAGGCAAUGACAUCCCCACGUUCCCCAGC
Bipolaris maydis ATCC 48331 is the source of this 1246-nucleotide messenger RNA. RefSeq lists its product as uncharacterized. The record is from RefSeq and is a predicted model, not a curated record. Lineage: Eukaryota; Fungi; Ascomycota; Dothideomycetes; Pleosporales; Pleosporaceae.